Messenger RNA from Coniosporium apollinis CBS 100218, 192 nucleotides. RefSeq lists its product as uncharacterized. The transcript has a single exon. The record is from RefSeq and is a predicted model, not a curated record. Bases 1 to 192 code for a protein of 63 amino acids. NCBI's taxonomy places the organism in Eukaryota, Fungi, Ascomycota, Dothideomycetes.
AUGUUGUUUCUCGGUGGCGGAAUCACAGCGGAAGAGAUGAAUGAACUUAAAGAGAGAGCAGGCGAAGACGCUGGGAAGGUUCAAUGGGUGAAAGCCCGCAUGGAAAUGGUCAUGGAGCUUGGCGGAUUGAGCAUCGACAAUGUUGAGACUGUGACCAAGAGGAUGUUAAAAGAAGCUGUAGUACAAGCAUGA